GAUGUCAGAAGUGACAUCUUGCUUACUACUCUGUAUGUGAUCACUGAUUGGCUAAUCAGUGAUCACAUGAAUUGUAUACAAUGAAUGACUUGCUUUCAUGCCAUCCUUGUAUACAAUUGUGUCGUUAGCUGUGAUUGGUCACAAUGGUCACAUUGUACAGACAGGGCCAAUCACAGCCCACAUGUACCAUGUGAUGAGCUUUGUCCAAUCACAGCUAAUCACAACAACAGACUGAAUGAAUCAGUUUCAUUCAGUAAAAAUGGUUGC
Messenger RNA from Staurois parvus, 267 nucleotides. The record is from the annotation of a GenBank genome assembly. NCBI's taxonomy places the organism in Eukaryota, Metazoa, Chordata, Amphibia, Anura, Ranidae.